Nicotiana tabacum (common tobacco) is the source of this 384-nucleotide messenger RNA. Lineage: Eukaryota; Viridiplantae; Streptophyta; Magnoliopsida; Solanales; Solanaceae. The record is from RefSeq and is a predicted model, not a curated record.
AUGGGAAACUCGAAACAUCAAACUCAUCUCGUAUAUCCACAUGUGGAAGAUCUCAGCAAACGGUUCAAGUCCGUGGAGUUCAAGUAUAACCCUCGAUUCUAUAAUGAGUUAGCUGAUGCACUAGCUACUUUGGCCUCAGUGUUGCCAGACCCGGGUAAUGUUCACAUUGACCCGCUGGAAAUUCAGGUUCGAGAAAGGCAUAGUUAUUGUAAUGCAAUUGAAAUGGAGCCAGAUGUUCAGCCAUGGAAUCAUGAUAUCAAAAGGUUUGUGAAAACAAAAGAAUAUCCCGAACAGGCCAGCGGGGAUCAAAAGAGAACAAACUAUCAGAAGGCUUGCAAACAGUUUCUUUUUGAGCGGAGAAGUCCUAUACAAAAAAACUCCUGA